CUUGGAGCACGUCGCAGAAAUUAAAAUGAUCCGCUAUAUAUUGCUCCUGUUACUACAUUAUUUAUUGUGGUUUCCCAUUAAGAACGUUUGUGGUGAAAGGCUAGAUUCAAGCAUGAUUUAUGACUAUAAUUGUGAUGUGCAAAUAGAUGUCGUUAAAACGUUCAUUCAGAAAUUGGAAGCUGUGGAAAAGCGGGAAGAUGACAUUUUGGCACAAAUAUCUCUAAUUGAAACCAAACUGCAAUCGGUUGAGGAACAGCUGAGUGUUCGAAAGUCGGUGCCUUCAAGUUGUUUGGAGGCAGCAGCUGAGAGCUUCAAAAGUGGUGUUUACAAUAUAACAUUGGAGAAGUUUAGUGGCACACCGUUUGCCGUAUACUGUAACGAAGAGGUGGACUAUGGUGGUUGGUUGGUUAUACAACGGCGUGUCAGUGAUGCCGUGGACUUUGAUAGAGAUUGGCAGCAGUAUAAGGACGGUUUCGGGGUGCUGGAUGAAAAUUAUUGGAUUGGUUUGGAAAAACUACAUGCGUUUACCAGUAGUUGUCAGCAUGAGCUCUAUAUUGAAUUGCAGAAAUAUAGUGGUGAAAGUUAUUAUGCGCGCUACACGGAAUUUAUAGUCGGCAGUGAAUCGGAGAGCUAUCCUCUUAAAAUAUUGGGUACUUAUGCAGGCACUGCUGGUGAUAGCUUGAAAUAUCACCUGGGUAUGAAAUUCACCACUCGUGAUCAGGAUAAUGACCUCCGUGCCCUUAAAAAUUGUGCUUUUCUUUUCAAAGGCGCCUGGUGGUUUAAAGACUGUUAUAAUAGUCAUCUUAAUGGACCAUAUGGACAAAGGAAAAGAGGCAUCAAUUGGAACAACAUACAUCAGAAUGAAUCUUUGAAAUCAGCACAAAUGAUGAUACGCCCCACAGAGAAGUGCCUAAGGCGCAUGUCACUGAAGAUCAAAUGAUUUCAUAAUUUUUUGGAAACGGUUUUAAUUUUUAUUAAUUAAAUAUAUUAUUAAUGUCUU
This is a messenger RNA of Bactrocera neohumeralis, 1000 nucleotides long. RefSeq names its product ficolin-1-like. NCBI's taxonomy places the organism in Eukaryota, Metazoa, Arthropoda, Insecta, Diptera, Tephritidae. The record is from RefSeq and is a predicted model, not a curated record. The transcript is spliced from 3 exons. The coding region runs from base 26 to 940 and encodes 304 amino acids.